AUGCCGAAGUCUCCUUUCAAAGUCGCUGAUAUUAGUUUGGCGGAUUGGGGUAGAAGAGAAAUUAAACUGGCAGAAAAUGAGAUGCCAGGGCUGAUGAUGAUGAGACGAAUGUAUGGAAAAGAUAAACCACUUUCAGGUGCAAGAAUAGCGGGUUGUCUUCACAUGACUGUCCAGACUGCAGUGUUAAUCGAAACUCUGGUUGAACUAGGAGCUUCCGUCCAGUGGUCAUCGUGCAACAUUUUCAGCACACAAGAUCACGCUGCAGCAGCUAUUGCGAAAACCGGAGUGCCUGUGUAUGCGUGGAAAGGCGAAACAGAUGAGGAGUACAUUUGGUGCAUAGAACAGACUCUUGUAUUUAACGAUGGUUUGCCAUUGAACAUGAUACUAGAUGACGGUGGUGAUCUGACAUCUCUUAUUCAUGAGAAACAUCCAGAUUAUCUUCCCGGAAUAAAGGGAAUUACAGAAGAAACAACAACUGGCGUUCGAAAUCUUUACAGAAUGCUUUCCAGUGGCCUAUUGAAAUGUCCAGCUAUCAAUGUCAACGAUUCUGUUACUAAAAGUAAAUUUGAUAAUCUUUACGGAUGCCGCGAAUCCCUAGUUGAUGGGUUGAAGAGAGCAACUGACAUUAUGCUUGCAGGAAAAGUGGCAUUAGUUGCGGGUUAUGGAGAUGUGGGGAAAGGUUGUUCCCAGGCCCUGCGUUCCUACGGCGCCCGAGUACUUAUUACAGAAGCCGAUCCAAUCAAUGCCCUACAGGCCGCUAUGGAAGGCUAUGAAGUUACAACAAUGGAGGAAGCGGCAAAAAAAGCUAAAAUAUUUGUUACUGCCACUGGUUGUGUAGACAUCAUCACUGGUUCACAUUUUGAGGAAAUGUUGGAUGAUGCAAUUGUCUGUAAUAUUGGUCAUUUCGACACUGAAAUUGAUGUCAAGUGGCUGAAUGAGAACUGUGUUAGCAAGGAGUCAAUCAAACCUCAGGUUGAUAGGUUUACUCUAAAAAAUGGAAGACACAUCAUUUUGCUUGCGGAAGGUCGUUUAGUGAAUUUGGGCUGCGCACAUGGUCACCCUAGUUUCGUGAUGUCUAACUCAUUCACAAAUCAAGUCCUGGCUCAAAUAGAAUUGUGGACAAAGCCUGAUCAAUAUAAAGUUGGUGUUUAUUUUCUCCCUAAAAGUUGGAUGAAGCUGUCGCUGCCGCUCAUUUGGAUCAGUUGGGAGUAA
Trichobilharzia regenti is the source of this 1212-nucleotide messenger RNA. Lineage: Eukaryota; Metazoa; Platyhelminthes; Trematoda; Strigeidida; Schistosomatidae. The record is from the annotation of a GenBank genome assembly.